Molecule: messenger RNA, 2334 nt
Organism: Cyphomyrmex costatus
Lineage: Eukaryota; Metazoa; Arthropoda; Insecta; Hymenoptera; Formicidae
Exons: 1
Coding region: 1-2334 (777 amino acids)
Biological process (GO): DNA integration
Molecular function (GO): nucleic acid binding
Source: RefSeq, a predicted model, not a curated record
AUGGGUCUCGAUUGGAUCGCAGCUUUCGAUUUAUGGCAAUGCAGUCUCAAUAGCUUCUGUUCCAAGAUCCAUUCUCAAGCAGAUUCGACGCACUUUGAUAUAUCCUUCAUUAAAGAAAAUUUUAAUUUCUUUUCCUCUCAAUUAGGUCGCUGCAUGAAAACUAAAGUCAAACUGAAUUUAAAAAAUAAUUCAAAACCUAUUUUCAGACCUAAGAGACCGGUUGCUUACGCAAUUUUACCUUUAGUCGACGCAGAGCUUACAAGACUGGAACAAAAUGGAAUCAUUUCACCAAUCAAGUAUUCAGACUGGGCAACUCCAAUAGUUGUAGUAAGAAAAAAAAAUGGAAAGAUUAGGAUCUGUCCGGAUUUCUCAACUGGACUUAACGAAUCAUUGGAACCUAAUCGUUAUCCACUUCCAUUACCAGAUGAAAUAUUUUCGCAACUGUCAAACUGUAAGUAUUUCAGCCAGCUAGAUUUGUCAGACGCAUUUCUUCAAAUUGAAAUAGAGGAGCAAUCAAGGCAUCUUCUAACAAUCAAUACUCACAGAGGUUUAUACGUUUAUAAUCGUUUACCUUUCGGAGUCACCAUAGCUCCAGGUGAAUUUCAAUCAAUCAUGGAUUCAAUGAUAUCUGGACUAGAAAACGUUUUUGCUUAUAUUGAUGAUAUUGUUGUGGGUGGAGCUACAGUUCAAGAGCAUAAUCAAAACUUAACUUAUUUAUUAGAGCGAAUAAAGGAUUAUGGUCUACAUCUGCAAAUAGAGAAAUGUUGUUUCUUUACUACACAGAUCAAUUAUCUGGGUUAUGUCAUCGAUGGACAAGGAUUACAUCCAGAUCCUACAAAAGUCGAAGCAAUUAAAAACAUGCCUGAACCACAUAAUUUAACUACAUUACGUUCGUUUUUAGGAGCAAUCAAUUAUUAUGCACGUUUCAUUUCAAAUAUGCACAUUCUUAGACGUCCUUUGGAUAAUCUUUUAAAAAAGGAUUCUAAAUGGAACUGGUCUCCAAAAUGUCAAGAAUCUUUUAAUCAAUUUAAGAGAAUUCUUUCUUCAAAGCUCUUAUUAACUCACUACAAUCCUCAGCAUGAGAUUAUUGUAGCAGCAGAUGCUUCAAAUGAAGGAUUAGGAGCAUGCAUUCUUCAUAGAUUUCCAGAUCAUUCGAUCAAGGCAAUCAGUCACGCCUCAAGGAGUCUCACAGAAGCAGAACGUAAAUACAGUCAAAUUGAAAAAGAGGCAUUAGCAAUCAUUUUCGCAGUCACGAAAUUUCAUAGAAUGAUUUUCGGAAGACAAUUCAUCCUUCAAACGGAUCACAAACCAUUACUUCAAAUAUUUGGUAACAAAAAAGGAAUUCCGUCGCAUACAGCCAACCGUCUUCAACGAUGGGCACUUCAAUUAUUAUCUUACGAUUUUAAAAUCGAAUACAUCAAGACGACAGAAUUUGGACAUGCGGAUGUUUUAUCAAGACUAAUCAGUCAUCAACAACGUCCUGAAGAGGAUUUUGUAAUCGCUUCUGUCAAAAUGGAAACAGAUUUAUUCUCAGUCCUCAAUGAAUCACUUCAGUCCUUUCCAAUCACAUUUCAACAAAUCAAGGAAGCAACUAAAGAAGAUGACAUCUUACAAAAAGUUAUCAACUUUACUUUGAAUUCAUGGCCUCAGAAUGUAGAUGAUUCGGAUUUACAACCAUUUUUCCGCCGUCGAAACUCACUAACCGUGAUUCAAGAAUGUCUUCUUUUCAACGACAGAGUUGUAAUUCCUCAACAAUUCCAUCAACAAAUUCUCAAACAAUUGCAUAAGGGUCAUCCUGGAAUGGAGCGAAUGAAAAUCAUAGCACGUUCAUACGUAUAUUGGCCAAGGAUAGAUCAGCAAAUAGAAGAAUUUGUCAGAAAUUGCAGAAAUUGCACACUCGCCGCGAAAUCACCUAUCAAGGUACCAUUAUCAAGCUGGUCUCUUCCUGAAAAACCAUGGCAAAGAGUUCACAUAGAUUUCGCAGGACCGUUAAAUGGAGAAUAUUAUUUUGUUUUGGUCGAUGCCUUUUCAAAAUGGCCUGAAAUAGUUCCAACGCAAACAAUCACAGCUCAGCGAACUAUUGAUAUUCUUCAAGAAAUUUUUGCAAGAUUUGGUGUCCCUGAAAGUCUAGUUUCAGAUAAUGGAACUCAGUUCACUUCAGAAAAGUUUCAAAACUUUUGUCUUUUGCAGGGAAUCAAUCAUCUGCAUACUCCACCGUUUCAUCCAAGUUCUAACGGACAAGCAGAACGUUUCGUAGAUACAUUUAAACUGGCACUUUCAAAAUGCGAGACAGAGGGGAAAGAAGUCAAGGAACAUCUCUGCACUUUCUUAUAG